AUGACCGUUAAAGACCUGCUCCUCGAGUUUCCCGCCUUCACCGUCGCCCUCGACCCCGCGCCCGCGCCCGCGCUCGACGAAGAAACCAUUCUCGCCGCCGGUGGUACCUACUAUCUUAAUCCGUUAGACGGCGAACCGCCCGAUGCAGACGCCGCGGGUAACGAACGCCCAGCCCUUCCGCCGCGGAGCGCAAGCUGCGACCAGGGCGGCGGGUCGGCGGGGCAGGAGGUUGCGCGGGAAAUGGGCGGAGUGCCUUCGCGGACCUUUUCCGCCGCCGCUGCUCUCGCGCGCGUGGAUGACGGCCCCGGGGAAGCCGCAGCGCCGGCGGCGGAGCCCGCUGCCCCAGCAGCGCCCUCGAAGCCGAAGGAAACGGACAGCUAUGCUGACGUGGACGACGAACUGCUUGCGUACCUGGAUCUGGGCGACACGCCUGCAGCGCCGCCCGCUCCUCCCGCGUCGCGCCACAUCACGAAAUUCGGGCAGGAGGACGCGUCGCUCUUUUCCGACGCUGGCAGUUCCUUCGGGGGCAGUGCGCGGGGUUCCCCUGCCGUCGGGGGAAAUUCCCCUUCUGGGUUCGGCGGGCCAGUGCUCUCAGGCAUGAACGCUCUGAGCGGGUCAACUGGGGGCGGGUCGCCUAUGGUUGGCGGAAUGGCGCGGAGAUCUAUGGGCAUGGAUCCGCGCGUCCAGCCAAUCGUCGUCGCGCGUCUCACCUCUCUCCUCCUCUCCCUCUCCCUCCCGCUCUUCCCCUUCCCCGCCGCCACCGCGCCGCGUAUCGCGGAGGCCGUGCCGUACGUGGGGGGCUGCGCGGUGUUCCCGAGCAACAACGCGUGGAACAUCCGCGUCGACCGCCUCCCCGUGCAUCCGCGCUCCGCCGCAUAUGUGCGCUCCAUCGGGCUCAACGAGUACACCCACCCGGACUUCGGCUCAGGCCAAUGGGACGGCGGGCCGAUUGGCAUCCCGGUGAACGUGGUCACAAAGAGCACGCGGCGCGUGUUUCCGACCUUCUACUACGGCGAUGAGAGCGAGCGCGGACCCAAGGCAAUGGCCGGCGUGCUCAUGUGUGACACGCCACGAAUCACUAUCUGCCGUACCGCACCGCCCUCUUCCCUUCCCUCUCCCGCCCUUCCCUCUUCCCUUCCCUCUCCCGCCCUUCCCUCUUCCCUUCCCUCUCCCGCCCUUCCCUCUUCCCUUCCCUCUCCCGCCCUUCCCUCUUCCCUUCCCUCUCCCGCCCUUCCCUCUUCCCUUCCCUCUCCCGCCCUGCCCUCUUCCCUUCCCUCUCCCGCCCUUCCCUCUUCCCUUCCCUCUCCCGCCCUUCCCUCUUCCCUUCCCUCUCCCGCCCUUCCCUCUUCCCUUCCCUCUCCCGCCCUUCCCUCUUCCCUUCCCUCCCUCUCCCGCCCUUCCCUCUUCCCUUCCCUCUCCCGCCCUUCCCUCUUCCCUUCCCUUCCCUCUUCCCUUCCCUCUCCCGCCCUUCCCUCUUCCCUUCCCUCUCCCGCCCUUCCCUCUUCCCUUCCCUCUCCCGCCCUUCCCUCUUCCCUUCCCUCUCCCGCCCUUCCCUCUUCCCUUCCCUCUCCUGCUCCCUUACCCUCCUGCCUGCCCGGCGCGGCCGCAUGCGGCAUCUCCUCCCCUUACACACCGUCUCCUGCGCACGCGCUGCGCUUCACAGCAGCGGCAACACAGAAGAAGUACGUGUGGCCCGCACGCCACUACGCCAGUGACUCCACCAACCCCAACCUGCCCCCCAUGGGCCUCCGCCUGCGCCUCAAAAAGAGUUUCAACAUCUCCGGUUUCCCGAAGCAGACGCAGGUGAUCCUACAAGCCCUCAAGACGUACGGCAUGAUGCUGGCAGACAACGGUGCUCCCUGGUACAUCUCCGGUGCGCCGCACGCCAAGUGGGAUAACGAUGACCUGCACUCGCUGCACCAAGUGCUGGGGAAGAAUUAUGAGGUGGUUGACAUGAGCUCCGUGCCCAAGUACUAG
This is a messenger RNA of Closterium sp. Yama58-4, 1977 nucleotides long. NCBI's taxonomy places the organism in Eukaryota, Viridiplantae, Streptophyta, Zygnematophyceae, Desmidiales, Closteriaceae. The record is from the annotation of a GenBank genome assembly.